AUGAAUCUGUUAUCAUAUAAUACAAGGGGGUUGGGAAGCAGGGUAAAAGGCCAUUCAAUCAGAAAUCUAAUUCAGAAGGAAAAAGUUGAUUUUGCUUGUCUUCAAGAAACAAAGUUGGGAGUGUUGAGUCAAUCAGAUUGCCAAUUAAUAUGGGGGAACGAGGAUAUUGAGUGGAUUCAUUCCCCGGCUGUUAACCUUGGGGGUGGAGUACUUUGUAUCUGGCGUAAGGACGCUUUCACUACUGAGGAGGUCACAUGCAAUCAGAGGUGGAUCUGUAUUCGGGGGAAGUGGAAGGAUCGGGCAGAAGAGUGGAUGAUUAUGAAUAUCUAUGCUCCUUGUACUGUGGAUGGAAAACGCCAGCUCUGGGAGGAAAUAAUUGCAUGGAAAAGGAGGAGCAAUGUGAAUUAUUGGUCCGUAGUCGGCGACUUUAACACAGUUCGCUGCUCCGAAGAGAGGAAAGGAAUUGGGGCUGAUUCUAGUAGUCAUUACAGAAGGGAUUCAGAAUUGUUUAAUGAAUUUAUUGAAGCAAUGGAAUUGGUUGAUAUUCCGCUGACUGGAAAGAAAUUCACAUGGGUAAGGCCAAAUGGAUCAGCCAUGAGCAGACUAGAUCGUUGUUUGGUUUCUUUGGGGGUCCUUGAUGUAUGGCCACAGUGUGUUCAGCAGGUUCUUGAUAGAGAAUUUUCUGACCAUUGUCCGGUAUUGUUGAAGCAGUUAAACUAUGAGUGGGGACCUAGACCGUUUAGGGUAAUCAAUUGUUGGUUGGAUGAUCCGCGUUUUGCUCCGUUUGUUAAAGAAAGUUGGAAAGCAAUUGAUGUCCAAGGGCAGGGGAUUUUUAUUAUGAAGGAGAAAUUAAAGUUAUUGAAAGCCAAAUUGAAACAAUGGAAUGUAUAG
This is a messenger RNA of Lotus japonicus, 891 nucleotides long. RefSeq lists its product as uncharacterized. The coding region runs from base 1 to 891 and encodes 296 amino acids. Gene Ontology annotation, molecular function: catalytic activity. NCBI's taxonomy places the organism in Eukaryota, Viridiplantae, Streptophyta, Magnoliopsida, Fabales, Fabaceae. The record is from RefSeq and is a predicted model, not a curated record. The transcript has a single exon.